Messenger RNA from Pocillopora damicornis (cauliflower coral), 8918 nucleotides. Its product is annotated as inositol 1,4,5-trisphosphate receptor. Gene Ontology annotation, biological process: calcium ion transmembrane transport. Gene Ontology annotation, cellular component: membrane; endoplasmic reticulum. The record is from RefSeq and is a predicted model, not a curated record. Lineage: Eukaryota; Metazoa; Cnidaria; Anthozoa; Scleractinia; Pocilloporidae. Gene Ontology annotation, molecular function: inositol 1,4,5-trisphosphate-gated calcium channel activity; inositol 1,4,5 trisphosphate binding.
UUUGAGAGCUACCAUCUUUUAUUCAACUUGCUUAUAUUCGGUUUGUUUAUUUUUACGUUAGAUUCCUUUGUAGAGCAGCGCAAAGAAACGGCCAUGAACAUCACGAGAUGACUAUUUCAGCGGCAUCCACAUUUAUGUGGAAUUGCAAUGUUUGAAAUUGUUCUGUGAUUCGACGCGCGGAAAUUCGAAGUUUGCGGGUUCCGUAGAUUUCGACAUGACCCAGCAGACAAGCCUACUACACAUUGGUGAUAUAGUCUCCCUGUUCGCCGAAGGAACUGUAAAUGGAUUUAUUAGCACACUUGGGCUGAUCGAUGAUAGAUGUGUUGUGCAACCUUCUGCAGGCGACCUGAACAAUCCACCGAAAAAAUUCCGAGACUGCCUAUUCAAGGUUUGUCCUUCCAAUCGUUACUCUGCCCAAAAACAGUUCUGGAAGGCUGCGAAACCGACUACAAGCGCCACAGAUGCCGUGUUACUGAAAAAACUUCAUCAUGCUGCAGAGUUGGAAAAGAAACAGAAUGAUUCUGAAUACAAGAAGUGUUUGGGAAGUGUGGUAGAAUACGGAGGAGUCAUUCAGCUGCUACAUGUGAAGAGUAACAAGUUUCUGACAGUAAACAAACGACUUCCAGCCUUGAGGGAGAAAAAUGCCAUGCGGGUUACAUUAGACACCAAUGGAAAUGAGGGAUCUUGGUUUUAUGUUGUUCCAUUUUACAAGCUGAGAUCUUCUGGAGACAAGGUUGUCAUCGGAGACAAAGUUAUAUUAAACCCAGUCAAUGCAGGUCAACCACUUCAUGCAAGCAACCAAGAACUUAUCGACAAUCCAGGGUGUAAGGAGGUCAACUCUGUGAACUGCAAUACAAGUUGGAAGAUAUCACUCUUUCUUGCCUAUGAAGACAACAGUGAUGAGGUCUUGAAAGGGGGUGAUGUAGUCAGAUUGUUUCAUGCAGAGCAGGAAAAGUUUUUGACAGCAGAUGAUUACAAAAAGAAGUCAUAUGUGUUUCUGAGAACUACAGCAAGACAGACAGCCACAUCAGCCACAAGUUCCAAAGCGCUGUGGGAAGUAGAGGUUGUCCAACACGAUCCUUGCCGGGGAGGGGCUGGGCAUUGGAAUGGUUUGUUCAGAUUCAAACAUCUGGCCACUGGAGAUUACUUGGCAGCAGAGACUGAUGAUGACCCUACGAAAGACACAACAAGACAAAAACUGAAAGGCAAUGGAGCUGUGUGUCACCUUGUUCCUGUCCCACAUGGAAACGAUGUAGCCUCAAUUUUUGAGCUGGAUCCUACAACACUGACAAGAGCAGACUCAUUAGUGCCAAGGUCAUCUUAUGUUCGUCUGAGACAUCUCUGCACAAACACCUGGGUGCACUCCACUUCAAUACCUAUUGACAAGAGUGAAGAACGACCUGUCAUGCUUAAGAUUGGUACAGCAAGUAUCAAAGAAGACAAAGAAGCGUUUGCAAUUGUUCCAGUCCCUCCAGCUGAAGUGAGAGAUUUGGAUUUUGCCAAUGAUGCCAGUAAAGUUUUGGGCUCUUUUGCAAACAAAAUGGAAACAGCAAAUUACACUCAGCAUGAAAGACGAUUUGUGACACAGCUGUUAUCUGAUCUUGUUUACUUCGUGACGGAACAUGACACUGGAAGGGAAGACGUCCUUAAUAUUUCUGUUCAAAAUCCAAAUAGAGACAGACAGAAGUUGAUGAGGGAACAGUAUAUAUUGAGUAUAUUGCCAAGCAGUUUGGCUUCAUGCAAGCCCAGAUUGGCUAUGACAUUCUGGCCGAAGACACCAUAACUGAUCUGGUCCACAACAACAGAAAGCUGUUGGAAAAACACAUCACUCGCACAGAAAUAGAAACGUUUGUCAGUUUAGUUCGAAAGAAGAAAGAAUGCAGGUUUCUUGAUUACUUGUCCGACCUGUGUGUCUCUAAUAACACAGCCAUCCCAGCAACACAGGAACUAAUCUGUAAGACCGUGCUCUACUCUAGUAAUUCAGACCUGCUCAUUGAAACCAGAAUAAUUGACGGAGAAGUGUUCCUUGUAUGGGAUAGUGGUAACAAAAAAAAAUCGCAAAGAGACUUGGCACGAGGUGCCAAGAUUGGAGUCAAAGAUGACGUCAAAAUCCUGGAUUACUAUAGGUACCAGUUGAACCUGUUUUCGCGGAUGUGUCUGGACAGACAGUAUCUUGCUAUCAACAGCAUCAGCAAGCAGUUAGAUGUGGACCUCAUACUUAGAUGCAUGGCAGACAAAGAUCUGUCUUGUGACCUAAGGGCGGCUUUUUGUCGGUUGAUGCUCCACAUGCACAUAGAUCGGGAUCCUCAAGAACCAGUUACACCUGUUAAGUACGCCAGACUGUGGUCUGAGAUCCCAACUGAGAUGAGCAUUGAAAUGUAUGAUCAGCAUCUUGCGGUUGGAGAGGAGAGGGAAGAGAACAGACUGAGAUUUUCAGGAGUUAUUUCAUUUGUGGAGAAUUACCUUCAAAAUAUCAGCAGCAACAUUUGGUCUUUCAGCGAUAAGGAACAAAAUAAACUUACUUUUGAGGUUGUGCAGAUCGCAAGGAAUCUGAUCUACUUUGGUUUCUAUGGCUUCAGUGAAUUACUUCGUCUGACUCAAACAGUGCUGUCAAUCGUAGAUUGUGAGCAGCGAGCUCAUGGCGGCAUCAGAACCUCAGAAAAACCAACAGUUGGUGGGAUUGGUGAGAAGAUCAAUGUGAUGCGAAGUAUUCACAAUCUGGGCGCAAUUAUGACACGUAUGGCGUUAGGAGGGAACCAAGAUCCAUGGGGGCUCACACAGCAACCUGAAGGAGGCCCCAAGCCCGAGACCGAGAUUGACCACGUUGUCAUGGAGACCAAGGCCAAGAUCAUUGAAAUUCUGGAGUUUAUAAUGAACGUUCGACUUGAUUAUCGCAUUUCCAGUCUGCUGACAAUCUUCAAAAAAGAUUUUGAUGAAAGUAACGCAGGCUUGGCUGAUAUGGGAGGAGAGAAUGGGAUUGAUUUGGAAAACAUCAGUCAGCAAGCUGAAGCUAUAUUUGGAGGCUCCACGGGACUUAACGAAAUUGACCUUGACCUUGAUGGUCAGGGGGGCCGCACCUUUCUCCGUGUCCUGCUUUACCUAUGUAUGCACGAUUAUCCUCCCCUGGUGACAGGAGCUUUACAGCUUCUUUUCAGACAUUUUAGUCAGAGGCAGGAGGUGUUACAAGCUUUUAAACAGGUUCAGCUACUGGUGUCCAAUAGUGAUGUGGAGAACUACAAACAGAUCAAGUCUGAUUUAGACGAGCUUCGGUUGUUAGUGGAAAAAUCUGAGCUGUGGGUGUACAAGAGCAAGAAGGAUCUUCCUACCGAGAGCAGAGUCAGGAAGAUAACACCCGGGCUGGUCGGGCUGAGGAUGGAGGGAGGCAGCAGCAGUAAGGAGCCGGAGCAGAGGAAAGAUAGCCUGGAACAGCAGGAUCUGGAAGUUGUCAGUUUGAACACGGCACAGGACCCGGCUAGUAGUGAUAGCGAGGGAGGUGGUCCAAAGGUAGAGCGUCAAAGGAUGGUUAGCGAUGGUUCCAUUGAGCUGGAGGUCGAACAGUCAGACACUGUUUCGCUAAAGAACUACAAGAAAACUGAGGCGAUUUUGGAACGCCUCAGCAAUCUUUGUGUUUCUUCUUAUGGGACACCCAGUGUAAAAAAUCGUAAACACGAGCAAAGAUUAUUGAGAAACAUGGGGGCUCACACUGUAGUCCUAGAGUUACUACAAAUACCGUAUGAAAAGAAUGAGGACUUGAGGAUGGAAGAUAUCAUGGGGCAAGCCCACGAGUUCUUACGAAACUUCUCUCUGAGCAAUCCACAGAACCAGUCUCUUCUCCACAAGCAUCUGGAUUUAUUCCUCACCCCAGGGCUAAAAGAGGCUCACACAUUGAGGUACAUCUUCAUGGAAAACUCAGGGCUGUGUUACGAGGUCACCGAGAAAGUUGUGCAACAUAUCGUUCACUGUGUUGAGACACAGGGCCGCCAUGUUGAAUAUCUGAGAGCUUUACAAACCCUGGUGAAGGCGGAAGGACAGUCAAUUAGAAAAACACAGGACAUGGUUAUGGCUGAGUUAGUAAACGUGGGUGAGGAGGUUUUGGUCUUCUACAGUGAUCCUCAGUCCUUUAACUCACUUGUGGACAUGAUGCAGGGAGAACGAGAGAGACUGGACGAAGCUGGCCCUCUGUUGUAUCAUAUCAACUUGGUGGAACUGCUGGCCUGUUGUACCGAGGGCAAAAACGUGUACACGGAAAUCAAGUGUCACAGUUUACUUCCGCUGGAUGAUAUCGUGCGAGUUGUCACUCAUCCGGAUUGCAUCUCGGAGGUGAAGAAUGCCUAUGUAAACUUUUUGAAUCAUUGCUAUGUUGACACGGAGGUGGAAAUGAAGGAGAUAUACACCAGCAAUCACAUCUGGACUCUGUUUGAGGACUUUUUAGUCGACAUGGCUCGGGUUUGUAACAACACUUCUGACCGAAAUCACACGGACACCAUGUUAGAAAAAUACGCUACAGAAACCAUCAUGAACUUGUUAACCUUUUUCUUCAAUUCUCCUUUCUCCGACUCUAGUACAACAAUAAAGUCUCGGCAACCCGUGUUCGUUCGUCUCCUCCGCGGUGCCUUCCGACUUUCACAGUGUUCAUGGAUGAGUGGCUCGCAGAAAUACCACGUGGAGACUUGUAUCAAGACCUUAUCUGAUGUUGCAAGGAACCGCGGGAUUGCAAUCCCAGCAGACCUUGAGAGCCAGAUCCAAGCGUUGUUCACUCGGUCUCAGUUGGUGAUGAAACAUACUCGGCACUGGCUCAGCCACGGAAAGGGCCGAAGGGACUCAAUUAUGAACCUCUCUAGAGACUAUAGGAGCAUUAUUGAGGGGUUGCAGGAUAUUGUUUCACUGCUUGAGGACCAACUUCGCCCUCUCGUUCAAUCAGAGUUAUCCGUGCUGGGUGAUGUACUGUAUCGGCCAGAAUUGAUGUUUCCUCAGCAGUCUGAAGCUUGGCACAAGUCCAAGUCAGGAGGGUUCGUCUCCAGGUUGAUAACUCACGCUAAACAGCUUCUUGAGGACAACGAGGAAGCAUUAUGCGUCCGAGUGCUACAGACGAUCAAGGGAAUGAUGGCACGUGACAUCGACUUUGGAGAAAAGGGUGAUGGAUUGCGUUCAUCGCUGUUAGGUCGCUACUUUGGCACAAAUUAUCACUUCAGGAUUGGCCGUGACGCCAACAGCAAGAGCUUGAUUGACAGCAACAGCAAGAAGACCGCUAGUCAGAUGGUCAACUCGGGGCCUGGGGCCGAGAUGUUGUCACGCGCGGGCGUCACGUUGUGUGAGAUGCAAGGACGACUCGACAAGUGCGGUGCAUCUGAUCUGAUUAUUGAUCUUAUAAUGGUGCAGCCCAACCUCAGAGUGUUUCUAGAGAUACUCGAACUAGCGAUUGCCCUACUUGAAGGAGGAAACAAUUCUAUUCAGAAAUCAUUGCUCCAUCGGUUUACAAACGGUAAAUGUGAAGAAUUCUUCCGAUACAUCUACGACAAAAUGAGAGACGCUGAGGCCGAAAUCCGGGCGACAAUCACAGUUCAAACAACAGAGUCAACUGUAGCAAAGAAGAGCGAUAAAGAUGUGUCCCAUGCGAAGACCGCCGAUGGACGGAGAGGUACUGUGUUCGGUGGACGAAGAGACACCCUAAUUGCAGGCUCUAUGAUGGGUAUCAGCGAAGACGUGAAGGAGCAAUUAUCAGAUGCAGCUAUGCACACGGGAAAGGCCUACGCAGCCGUAAGAAGGGGCCGAGACCCGGAAGCUGAAGUGGAGCCUUCGAGGCCCAUGCCUAAUAGUUCACUUUUUGGGACCGAUCUUCAAAGCGCCUCAGGCAAGCAUGAAGUCAAGACCAUGUCCCCUGAGGUGCUUGUCAUGAAGCCCAUCCUCAGGUUCCUACAGCUCCUUUGUGAGAACCACAACAGGGACCUUCAGAAUUACAUCCGCAAACAAGAUCACAGUAAGACCAACUACAACUUGGUACACGAGACUCUUCAAUUUCUGGACUGUAUCUGCGGCAGCACGUCUGGGGGACUGGGCCUGCUCGGUCUAUACAUCAACGAAAGUAACGUGGGACUAAUUAACCAAUGCCUGGAGAGUUUAACAGAGUACUGUCAGGGACCGUGUCAUGAAAAUCAGACCGCCAUCGCCCUCCACGAGUCAAAUGGUAUUGAUAUUGUCAUAGCUUUAGUACUGAACGACAUCAACCCGCUAGGAAGACAACGGAUGGACUUGGUGCUGGAACUUAAGAACAACGCAUCAAAAACCCUUCUGGCCGUUAUGGAAAGCCGUCUCGAUACAGAAAAUGCCGAGAGGAUUCUGUACAACAUGACACCUCAACAACUGGUGGAUGUUUGUAAACAAGCGUAUAACCAGGAGGACCUUGAAGAUGAGAAUGAAUGUGAAGUUUCUUGUCGCGAUGUCGGACACAACAUUUUCAUACUCGCUCAUCAGCUUUCACAUCAGAAUAAAGAUCUGGCGAGUUUACUCAAACCGAGUGCGUCAGCAGAAUCGGAUGAGAUGCACGGUGACAGCGCUCUGGAGUAUUACGCAAAACAUACGGCACAGAUCGAGAUUGUUCGUCGCGAUCGUACAAUGGAACAAAUUGUUUUUCCUGUACCCAACAUUUGCGAGUUUCUGACCCCUGAAAGCAAAAUAGACGCGUAUCAGACGUGUGAGAGAGACGAUCAGAACAGCAAGAUUUCAGAUUUCUUCGAUAGAACCGAGGAACUUUUUAGGGAGAUGCAAUGGCAGAAGAAACUGCGAGAAAGUCGAUUUUUAUUCGGAGUAAGCAGCCGAAUGACUCUGUGGGAACAGAUUUCCAUCAAUUUAGCAAUCCUGAUCAAUUUGCUCGUGGCGUUCUUUUAUCCGUUUUCCGACGGGCCAGGUGAACUUGACGGACGUCUGUCUGUACUGGUGUGGCUGGCCAUGAUUGUCUCUUUUGUUAUAAUUGUUACCUUUCCUCGGCCGUCUGGGAUCAGGACGUUUGUAGGCUCAACGAUACUGAGGCUGAUAUUUUCCGUUGGACUUGAGCCUACUCUUAAAAUACUAGGACUGGCAACCGUCGUUCUGAAAGCAAUAUUCAUUGUAAGUUAUGUUGGAAAUCGGGGAACUUUUGACCACAAUGUGCGCCGGCUUCUUUCGGACAGGAAUCUCGUUCUCCAUCUGAUGUACUUCACGUUUGGCUUCCUCGGGUUAACACUGCACACGUUCUUCUACAGUAUUUUGCUCCUGGACGUUAUCUUCCGUGAGGACACGCUGUUAAACGUGAUAAAGAGCGUAACCCGUAAUGGCCGGUCAAUUAUCUUAACUGCUGUCUUGGCUCUCAUACUCGUCUACAUGUUCUCCAUCAUUGGUUUCCUGUUUCUCAAAGACGAUUUCUUAGUAGAGACGGAUCCAACGCCUUCUCUUAAGCUCGCAUCCUCAGCUACCUGCGAUGCUGAUAAGAGCUGCGAAGGUUCCAUUUCACUCUCGGAAAAAAGCUCAGAAGGAGAUGACUCAGUAAAGGAACGUGCCUGUGAGACCCUAAUAAUGUGCAUCAUCACUACUCUGAACCAGGGGCUCAGAAAUGGAGGGGGAAUCGGAGACGUCCUCAGACGGCCCUCCAUGAAAGAGAACAUGUUCGUGGGACGUGUUGUAUACGAUUUGCUCUUCUUCUUUGUGGUCAUCAUUAUUGUUCUUAACUUGAUAUUUGGCGUCAUUAUUGAUACGUUUGCUGAUCUGAGGAGCGAGAAGCAGAACAAAGAGGAGGUGCUCAAGAACACGUGUUUUAUUUGCGGUCUUGAUCGGUCGGCCUUCGACAACAAAGUGGUAUCAUUUGAUGAACACAUCAACUCAGAACAUAACAUGUGGCAUUACCUGUACUUCAUAGUCUUGCUCAAAGUCAAGGACACGACCGAGUUUACUGGACCCGAGAGUUACGUCAGUCUAAUGGUCAAGGAACACGAUCUGGAUUGGUUCCCACGCAUGCGUGCUAUGAGCCUGGCCAUUGACGAAGGAGAAAGUGAGCAAAGUGAAAUUAAGAAUCUUCAGGAAAAGCUGGAAAGCACCACAAGACUGGUAUACACUUUGUCGCAACAACUCACAGAUCUAAAGGAGCAGAUGACUGAACAUCGCAAGCAGAGACAACGAAUCGGUUUGUUGGGCCCUCACUCUGCAUCUGCACUAAAUAACAGUCUUACGACUAACAACUUCAAGAUAUGAAUGUUUAUUUGGAAACAAGAAAGAAAAGUGAUCGACAGAAAAGAAGAGAGAAAUACCGGACGAUGAAGUGAAAGAGAUUGACAGUUGAACGGAAUCGGGCACUGCAACGAGCGUGGUUGGGUUGAGAACCCGUGCAACAAGGAUACUUUUUGUAACAGCUACCUGUUUAUGGCCCAAGACAGAUAAUUCUCUCAUGAUUGAAUGUCUGAAGGAAAAUCUCGCACUUAAGAGACGAAGAAAGUAGCUUACUCAAUCUGACUUAAAAUCAGUAACGUUCUCAAAAAUAUAAAUUUAUAUGAACGUAACUUUUGACGCAAAAAGAAAUUUCAUUUCUUGAAGAUCUAGACAAAAUAUGCUUAGCUUGAUUUUUGAGAACUUGAUUAUUGCGCUUUGUUGAUUGCCCGGCUUAAGUGAGAAAGGUGUAGAGAUCAUCAUCUUUCACUGACAAAUAAAGCGUAGAAAACUUGGCGAAAAAGUUUUGAAGACAAAGGACAUAGUGCGGUUAUCUGAGACAGUGGUGAUUUGUAGAGUUAAUGGAUCUAUAGUGAUAUGCAGUGAGAUUUCUGGAAAACAUUACGAUCUUAUUGCCCAUAAUUUAAGAACUAGAUGUCAAGGUUGAAAUUCUUCUAAUGGUCUCGUUACAAGUCUUAUGACUCUGGUCGUGAGAAUUCAUAUGUAGAUAAACAAAUUUUUAUGGA